Messenger RNA from Monopterus albus (swamp eel), 8011 nucleotides. RefSeq names its product partitioning defective 3 homolog B-like. The record is from RefSeq and is a predicted model, not a curated record. Gene Ontology annotation, cellular component: apical plasma membrane; adherens junction; apical junction complex. The transcript is spliced from 27 exons. Gene Ontology annotation, biological process: intracellular protein localization; establishment of cell polarity; microtubule cytoskeleton organization. The coding region runs from base 587 to 4189 and encodes 1200 amino acids. NCBI's taxonomy places the organism in Eukaryota, Metazoa, Chordata, Actinopteri, Synbranchiformes, Synbranchidae. Gene Ontology annotation, molecular function: phosphatidylinositol binding; protein binding.
AUAAUUCAACAUAGUUACCUUUAGUAAUUAUGCCGUAAUCACUGCUUUGUGGUAAAUAAAUAGUUUAUCACCACAUGCGAUUGCUACACUUUUAAAAAGGGCUUUAGUUACUUGUCAGUCUUUGCAUGUUAAAGCAGUAUCUAGCUGAACAUGUGGCUCCAUGAAGUGUACAUUACUUCUAUCCCCUUUCAUUCCGACAAUCAUCGGAGCACUUCCUCUUUAAAGAAAGUGACAGUAACGAGCGGUGGAGGAGCUGGUCAGGAACUGGCCAGGAGCCCACGGCAGCGAAGGAAUGUCUAAACUUUUCCAACACAAACUCCACUAGUUUGUUUACUGCUUUACGUUGCCUCCGGGUUGUUCCUGAAUGUGAAUACAACCUCUAAGUUGCCUUACUACGUCUGGAUGCUACUGACCGCUUGGAAAUAAGGAAACUUGCGAGGGGGAAAACUUAUGGAAUGAUGCCGGAGCGACUCCAUCCCUCCCUCCAAAGUUCAGCUAAGUUUGGAGCCUUCCUGCAUUUUCAUCACCAUUGUUCAUCACCCACAUCCAGAGGGCCUGUGUCUUGGAUGAAGUGGAGAGCGCUAAAAUGAAGGUGACGGUGACGUUUGGGCAGACAGGUGUUGUGGUGCCCUGCAAGGAGGGGUGGACUGUAAGGGACCUCAUCCAGCAAGCCACGCAGAGAUACAGAAAACUCCUGGAACAGGAAGGAGAUUUCCUGGUUCGGACUCACCACGUUGAGUACUGUGAUGGAGGGAUUCUGGACCCUGAUGACGUACUCAGUGAUCUGGUAGAAGAUAAGGACAAGCUGAUGGCUGUGUAUGAGGAGCAGGAAGCCCAGCAGAGGAGUGUGGCUAAUACAUCCCUUGCCUCCAGCCCUGACCUCUACCAAUCCGAGCUCUCAGUCUUCCAGCCAAUCGCAGGAGGAGAGAUUGAAGUCAAUUCCUCAGCCCUCAAAUCCAACACCCCCCUGCUGGUGAGAAGCAGCAGUGACUCAGCCCUUUCCCCCCAGCUGGCAGAGACUGAACCCUCCCCCAGUGAAGAUAUCACUGUGAAGGCAGCCAGUCCUGCUGUGGAGAAACCUGCAGGGGUGGACCGAGGUCAAGGCAAACACACCUUCAGUGGCAGCCUGACCAGGACAGUGGAGAUCUUGGGAGAGGACAGCCCCCUGGGAAUCCACGUGGUUCCCUACUGCUCAUCCCUCAGUGGACGGUCUCUCGGUCUGUACAUUCGUGGAGUGGAGGAGGAGAGUCGCUCAAGAAAGGAGGGCUUAUUUCAAGAGGAUGAGUGCAUUGUCAAGAUCAACAACACUGACCUCAUGGACAAGACAUUUAGCCAAGCCCAGGAAGUGUUUCGUCAGGCAAUGCAUACCCCAGUUGUCCGUUUGGAAGUAGUGCCAUCCUCCAGCAGAGAACGCUUCGAGAAGAGUCUGAUUGGUCAGCUGUUUGGCAGCAAUGUGGGUUCUGACAACAGCCCUCGAAGCGCUAAGACCAAAGAGCCGCCUCCGCCUGUCAAAGCCAAACCUGUGUUCAAGCCCUUUGAGAAUCCAGUCACACGUUUUGCAGAAGACGGUGCCCCUGUGGAAGCUGCUGUCGGUACCCUUAAGGGGAGGAGCGAGAGCCCGCUCCUUAAGAAGAGUCCUGCUCUUUCCAGCUUGAUGACCAAUAAGAGAGGAGGACGAAGAUUGAGGAUCGACUUAAAGAAAGGUCCAGAAGGGCUGGGAUUUACUGUAGUAACCAGAGAUUCUUCAGUACACAGUCCUGGUCCUAUUCUUGUCAAAAACAUCCUUUCACGUGGAGCUGCUGUCAAAGAUGGUCGCCUGCAGUCUGGAGACCGCAUACUAGAGGUAAAUGGUGUGGAUAUCACAGGUGUGGGCCAAGAGGAGUUGGUGUGUAUGCUACGCAGCACACGGCAGGGCGAGAGUGUGUGUCUUGUGGUUUUACGUCAGGAAGACAUGUUCCUGCCCAGAGAGAUGAAGGAGGAGGUGCCUUGUGUGCCAGGCUUUGCUUUGGAGAAUGGGAAGGAGCAGCUGAUGUUUGAGGUGCCCCUCAAUGACACCGGUUCUGCAGGGCUGGGCGUCAGCCUCAAAGGCAACAAGUCCAGGGAGACAGGAGAGGAUCUGGGAAUCUUCAUCAAAUCUAUUAUACAUGGAGGGGCAGCAUAUAAGGAUGGGCGUCUGCGUGUCAAUGACCAGCUGGUAGCCGUGAACGGAGAAUCACUGCUGGGACGCUCCAAUCAUGUGGCCAUGGAGACACUCCGCCGCUCAAUGUCACAGGAGGGAAACGUAAGAGGGACCAUCCAGCUUGUGGUGUUGAGGGCUUUGAAGGAUCAACAUGGAUUGUCAUUUGACAGCUCCUCUGGCCUGUCGGGAUUGACGAGCCCAGUGAAUGGCCAGACAGGAUUGGUCAGCCAGAGCAACGGCCCCAUUCACCCUCUCAUGGUGACCAAGACUCUCUAUGCAUCCAGUGUGACCAAUGGGAAUUAUUCUCACAUGGAUGAGCAAGAGGAGGGUGAGCUGUAUGGACAUGAGGAAUUCAACAGCUCUGCUCAACUCCCCUACCUACAGGAAAGGCAAAACUCUCACACCUCUAGCACAGCUCAGCCACAGUCCCCCACCCAGAACCAGAGCCAGCGGCAGAUCCAGCAUGUUAAGGCAUCCAAGAGCAUGGACCUGGGUAUGGCUCAGAACCAGCAGCACACUGUGGCAGAUGAGAGCAACGUUGGAUCCCUGGUUGGAAACACUGUCGCAUCGUCAGCUCCUGUGGAACUCGGCCCUACCCUUGGCUUAAAGAAGUCCAGUUCGUUGGAGAGUCUUCAGACGGCCAUGUCAGAGGUUAACAGAAAAAACGAACUCCUCCCAUUCCACCGCCCUCGCCCAAAUAUGGUCAGGGGAAGAGGCUGCAAUGAGAGCUUCAGAGCAGCUAUUGAUAAAUCCUAUGAUGGGCCGGCCGAAGAUGAUGACGAUGGUUCAGAGCUGAGUUCAGGCCGGGACACUCCUGCAAGUAGUUCAUCCCGCCAGGGAGUGGGAGAUCAGAUAGAAGAGAAAAGCAAAAAAGACAAGAAAAAUAAAGCAAAAACAAAGAAGAAAGAAAAGAACAAGGGGAAAUGGAAAGAGAAAAAGAAAGCAGAGGAGCCUGAGGAGGCAGAGAAGAAGAAAAAAAUAGGCUUUGGCCUUCUGAGAUUUGGAAAGAAAAGAGAGGAGAAGAAGGAGUCAAAGGCGGCUCUUCAGCGACAGAAGUCAGACCUUCUGAGCGACUAUGAGCUCGAGAGGAUGAAAGAGGAGAGGGAGAGAAUCGAGGCAUCACAUCCUGAGCUGAAAGAGCACCGGACCAGAGACCAACAAAGUGGUGGUGGCAGGUCUACGUACCCACAUGUGGAGGAUGAUGACACAGAUCCCAACUAUGCCCGAAUAAAAUCCUUCAGGGACAGAGGCACGGGUUCGGUGCCGCAGCCUCAGUCACCUCCCUACAGCGUAGUUCAGCACGCACGUGCUCGCACCCCUUCUCCCCAGCGACCUUCUGUCUUUCCAGGGCAGGGAAUUCAUGCCAAUGACCCUGGAGCCCGCCCUGAUGAUGACCCCCUUGACAGACUGUAUGCCAAGGUCAACAAACCAAGGGGAACUGGUACCACAUCUCCUCCUGCUCCUGCUGCUACCAAUGACAGCAGUGUGGAUAGGAUCCAGCAGCUAAGGAGAGAGUACCAUCAGGCGAGAAGAGAUGGAAUGGUUCCACCUUAUGAAGAACUGGACCCGCGACGCAGAGUGCAUGAAAACGACAUACAUAGGAUGCCAACCAGAGGGACAGAUCCCCAGUUAGCACCACGUUAUGAAGAGGUGGAACGUCAGUAUGCCUCCUUACCAAGACGGGGUCCGUUGGAUCCAGCUGACUACCCCAUGCAGCCUUGGUCCGGUCAUUACCCCGGACCUCCCCAGGCCCAACAGGGUUACCCUCAGUCCCCAUCCUACCCUAACCUCAACUCCCAGUCUGGGCCAUCUUACUCUGGCUACGCACCUGGCCAGCCAUACCCACGGCCAGGUGACCCUCGCAGCAUUGACCAUGGCUACUACACCCACCCAAGCUCCCAGCAGAGAGGGCCCUUGCGGCAAGAUGUGCCCCCGUCUCCCACCCCUCCUCUUCGUGGACUACGGUAUGACACUAUGACACAUGGAACUGGGGGUGGAGGCUACAGGUAGGGGCGUGUUGCAGAUGCAGACAGUCCCAGGCACCAGGUGGAACCCAGUCCAGACCAAUAUGGCUAUACUGGGGACAAAGGAAGAAGACAGCAACACCAAACCAAGCCAAGACAGAAGAGCGCCAUGACUGUGGUUGUGUAGAUAAAUCAGGUCCAGAGAUGAAAAAGAGCAGCUCUUCUGAUUUGGGUACUCCAAAAGUAACCUCUUAUGGUGUGAUUUGAAUCAACUUCAUUAUCAAACAUUGUCUGUGCUGUUUGAAGUGUACAGUACGGUAAUACACAGACAAGCAGGGUAGAAGAGGUUAAUUAUAGUGUGGCCGGCAUGACGCUUAAAAUCAUUUAAAUUGCUUCAAGUCUUCCCAGAUCAUAAAAUUAGCUUCUUCUUCUUCUUUUUUUUUUGUUUUACCCUUAAGUCAUGUCUUUCAAGAAUCAGUCAGAGGCACAAAAGUAAUUGGAUCUAUUUAAAUGAAGCCACUGAAGGCAUACAUACAGCUCUGCACACUCACUGUGACAGCAACAGGUUAAUCUGAAGAUAUCAUUAUUUGCUCUGUAAGACUGUAAAUCCAACCGUGCCAAAUGAACACAGCAAAUGAAGUGCUCACUUUGAGGCCAAGCAGGGAACACACCACUACGUAUACCCAUCUUUAUGAGUACAGUGUCCUAAUGAUCAGGGUUUGUUUUGUCAUUGAAUUCUCAAAACCUUUUUUAAUAAUUACAUUAUAGUACAAUAGAGCAGUGUAUAAGUUAUGUGAGUGUAAUAAUCUGAUUUUAAUAAUGCUAUGAUUGCAUUUCAUUUUUAUUAGCUGGAAGUACUGAAUCUCCCAUUUCCAUUCAUUCAUAUUCAUUUCAGGCCUAUUAUGGGGCUCAAGUUCAGCUUUCAAUACUAAACUUUAUUUGAAAUGACCUCCACUUGAAUGUAUGAUAAACUUGCAUGGAUUACAUUGUGACAGUACCUAAUCCAUGAAGUCUUCCUGUGCUGACUGAAUCAUCUCAGCAUCUCUGGAGUUUAUGAUCACUUUCUGGUUUUUUAUUACAUAUCCAAUUCAAAGAUAAUCCUUUGCUUAAAAAAAAGAAAAGCUGACACCCACAUUUUGUAAAGUCUCAUCAGAAUGUGAAUGUCAGCCUAUGAACUUUGACAUUCUGUAAGAAACUCUGUUGUGAAGAAGACAAAUAGACAAUACACAAACUAAAGCUGCCUUUUUCUCUACCGGGAGUGACUCCUAGUAUUAAGACUGCAUUUGGUUCAGACAUCUCCCUUUUAAAACAACUAAAUUACUGGGGAGAGCACACCUGAAAUAACGGUGCUUGAAAUUAAGGGACAGCAAUGUAAAAUUGAGCAAACUUGCGAUAAUGGCAGAACAGUUUAUUUCAUACAAUAUAUCAAACCAGUGCAAUGUGCUGUCUUUGUACAAGUGCUUGUGUCACUGUCAGGCUGAACGUGCUGGAGCAUAGCUGUUUCAUGUGUAGAUGUCCAUACUGUUAAUUAAACCAGGCAGUUUUGGGAGCAGGUGUGACCAGCUGUAGAGCUGUACCAGCCUCUGUGUCUCCCUACUGUCUGUGUGUCAUGUGCUGUAGUUUGAAUGUGAAGGAUGUUCACUGCACAUCUAUCUCUGUGACCUGGUGGUGUAGGCAUCACCGUGCGCUGAAGUGCACACAAGUCCUGUUGAAACAUGGAUUAUGUGCCAGAGUGCUCUUCUCAGUGCUGCACCUUACUGUAUAUCCAUUUAGCCACUUACUAAACCAUCAAUUAAGUGUAACUAAGAGUUAGAAUCUAGCUUAACAUUUCUGUUUCAUUCCACAAAGCCCAGCAGUAUUAACUUCAACAGAGAUUAAAUGUUUAAAUGACAUUUCAAGAGUUGGUGAAUUGCAUUUAUGUUAAUAAGACUGAGGAUGAAAUACCACUAAAGUGAAUGUUGAGAGUAAUUUGACUGAAACCCAUGCAAAAGAAUGUGAAGCAGAUGCUGUCUCGAAACCAUUUCAUUUGCUUGUUUGGAGUUUGAUUAGAAAGAGGAAUAAGGAGAAAGGCAGGUAGAAAGAAAGGACCAGAGCAAGAAUAGGAAGGUGUAGUGAAGCAAGAAGGAAAACAUGAAACAAGAAAGAAGGAUUUACAUAAAGAUUGAUUAAAAAUUAGUAAUAGACUGAAGGUACUGAUGGAGGUGGAAGAAAUGGUAUAAACAAAUGCAGUGCCUGUGUGAUUCAGACUGAUGUAUGAAGACAAGAGCAGAGGAAAGUAUGAGAGCUCAUAAAUAUUUGGGCGGCAGUUGCUCUGCAGUAGGAGAAGGGUUACAGGAGUGGGCUUGUGUUGACUGUAGAGACUUUGGGAUUUAUUUACCAAACAUUUGUUUAUGCUAUUAUCACUUUUUGCUCGAAGUACAGAAAUUAAACUUCAAAAUCUAACUGUCAAGGUUUUACUACAGUAAAUAUAGUGAUAAAACAUUUUUAGGAGAUUGUCCUUGUGGCUGACUCUAUAACUCACCUGUUAUAGAGUCAGCACUAAAAUAAUUUGUACCAUCGCUGUCGGGCAGAAACCUUGUAUGUUCAUAUUUUGUCAGGUAUUUUCAGUAAAUCAAUGCUAUUGAUCACUCUUUGUCUGUCUGUGGGUUUUACAAACAUGUAACCAAUGAAAAACAUUAAGAAAGGCUUGUGACUAAAUCUCGUAACUCCAUUGGAUCCUGAAACUGUCGGCAAAACCUCAAACCUCAUAACCUCAUUUGAUUUAGGUAAAAUGCUAAUUUUGUAUAAUGACACAUGCAGGCAUAAACACACAGUAUCAACUUUGACGGCGUGAUGUUGAAUUAUUUUAGAUACACGGGGUUUUUCAGCUCCUAAAAAGUAGCCGUUUUGGAGAUACGAAGUUUCUGCCCGACAGUGACGAUGUGCUCCUUUAGGUCAUUCCUUUGCUUGCUGCUAACGUUGUAGACUGAAGUUGUUUUAUUCUCCCAGGACCUUCUGGGUGAUGAGAAUCUGUAGUCAGUAUGCCAAACAAAGUUCUGUUCAUUACCACAUUCUCAGUGUUAUUACUUUAGGUAAUCCUAUGACAGUGCUCUGCAUGUUAAAGAAUGAGCACAGAGCAUGAGAGAAAAUGAUCUGCUGGGGUCACAUGGAUGAUUUUAGUGUUGUCAUUAAAAAAAAUGUACUGCACUCCUUCGAGAGAGAACGAACAGAAAGCAAAGUUGGAAGCUGUCUGCUGGAUCAGUGCCUGGUGGAGCUUCUUUAGCCACAGUAUAACAUGACAUGAAAGUGUAUUUUUGAUAUUAGUACAUAAUUCACAUGUAUGUAACUUUUCACAAACAUUUAUUGUCUGUGUAUUUCUUUUUAAUGAGAGUUGAUAUUGUCUGUUGGGUACACCCGAGCCACAGAGUGUUUGGCUACUGUUACCAUGCUACAGCAGGAAAGCGGCACACUGCAUACACUAAUUUAGAUUAGAUUUUCAGUUUUUCUCACUUUUACCUAUGCAAUUUACAUCAAACAACUGUUUUACGCUACUUCUUCUAAAACUGAAAUGAAAAAUACAAAAAAAAAAACAUUGGGACAGGUGUGUAGCAUGGUUACACAUAUCAAACAUCCUGUAAGCAUGGCUUUUUUGGCAGCACAGUAUGAGUUGCACAAGAUGAAGGUACUAACCAGAAUCCUCUUUAUGAACAGGACUCCUGUUCCUUCCUUUACAGAGAACAGUGUAUGAAGGAACCAACUAAUAACCUCUCUGUCUUUAAAAUAUACCAUUUUAUUAUACCGCUUUUAUCAAAAAAAAAUCUCAUUUUAUAGUGUAAGAACAGCAAUGAUUUCUAUUAUUGUUUCCUGCAUUUUAUAUUUAUAUAUAACA